This is a messenger RNA of Aspergillus ruber CBS 135680, 5299 nucleotides long. Its product is annotated as putative GTPase activating protein (Tsc2). Lineage: Eukaryota; Fungi; Ascomycota; Eurotiomycetes; Eurotiales; Aspergillaceae. Gene Ontology annotation, molecular function: GTPase activator activity. The coding region runs from base 280 to 4926 and encodes 1548 amino acids. Gene Ontology annotation, cellular component: cytoplasm; nucleus; TSC1-TSC2 complex. Gene Ontology annotation, biological process: negative regulation of TOR signaling; positive regulation of GTPase activity; regulation of small GTPase mediated signal transduction. The record is from RefSeq and is a predicted model, not a curated record. The transcript has 2 exons.
GUCGCGACGUCGAGAAUAUUGGAUGCCAGAGAAAGACUCCUUCACAGUGUUAAAGAGCCUUCUUACGAUCUUAAUUGACGCCCAUUUUCGCGGGUUUCCUUGAUAUUGUCAAUUGCGGGGUGUCCUUGAGACAUCCGAUUGUUCCAGUUUGUCCCGCCUGUCAUUCUCGAAUGAUCUCCAGCACUGUGGAUGCUGUGAAUAGCGCCAUAUAACAUUACCAAUGAUACUCGACCCGUCGCCAUAAACCCACCUGUAUAUACUCCACGUCCAGUAGGACGCAUGUCUUCUGAGGAUGCUCGAUCGCCAUCUCCUUUCAAAUCACCCACAGCGAGUCUCACAGACGUUUUUAAAACACUAGGCGUCGUUCGUCCCAAAUCGCUGUCGCCCAUUUCCCCCGAGAGCCACAGCGACUCGUUAUCGCCAGCAGCGGAUGGCCGUAAACUCACCCGUUCUGUUUUUGGAUUCGACUCAAUGCAUCGCGGGAGUGUUGUCUCUAGUUCCUCGGACACUCCGAGUGGUCCCGAUUUUGAAACGUCGCUCAGGGCUGUAAGCCAGUGUCAGAACCUGGGGCAUGCGAUCGACGAGGCGGAUUUGGUUGCGAGGGCGCUUCAGAGGUUUACAUCGGAACAGGCGGUUACAUUUUGGGAGGCUGGAUCCUAUCUUCUUCACCAUGAAAGUUCUUCAGAAGCUAGAAAGAGUGGUUCUCGGUUGGUCGAAGCCAUUGCAUCGCGUCAGGACUUGUCUCCGGCAGCGAGGCGCUCCAUCUUCGAGUCUAUAUCUGUCCCCUCUGAACCCGAUGUCAUACCUUCCCGUGUUCGCGCGUUGAUAUCAUUAUCAGAUCAUGCCCGGAAACUGGAUUUCAGCACUUCCUCGAUCCUCCCGCUGAUUUCCUCUUGCAUAGUACCGCUCUACGAGUUGAUCUCAUCCGCACGAUUAAAAGCAAGGAAGGCAAAGGUGGCUAAAGUGAACGGACUUGGUUAUGACGAUGCAGACCUGGAUGAUCUGCUACAAUUUGCCGUGGAUUUGAUCACACUCCAGCGGAAAUCUCCGAGCACUGAUGAAGUUGAAGAUUUUCUUUCGCAGAUCUUUACGAUUUGCAAGAAAACCAGUGUCGCUGCUGAUAUCAAAAAUUCCCUUGCUGUUUUCGAUUCCAUCAUCCUUUACUCCGAUGUCCCGGACGGAAGUUUCGUCCCUAUGCUCGAAGUCCUCUGCAGUAUCCAUGCCUCUGUCAAGUCGCUAUCAGGUCCCACGUCAAGGGCAGUCCGUAACUUGGCAAAGUCGCGACGGCAAAUGGAAAUGAUCAAUAUUCUCUAUUCAUUCUUAUUGGGAUCGUCUGAAGAGGAGAGCCGAAACCUCAAUGUCCUUCGUGGGACGAUAUACGUAUUGGCCGACCUUAUCCGUGCUCAUGGUCAGGAUGGAAUACCGCAGCUUGAAUUCGAGCCGUUGGUAGAUGCACUGCAUGUUGUGAUUAACAAAGACGAUGGUCGCCUCGAAGGCGAUAUGCUGGAAUUGUCUCUCAACAUCUUAGACGGGGAUUAUGCUGAGGUGGCUUUGGAACAUAGCUGGUCAAGCUUUGUCAAUAUCCUUGAAUUGUGCUCGCGUAGGGCUGUCGAGGAACCGGAAGAGACUGCUGAGAAAGGCGCCACUCCCGAUGACACGAGGUCCACUAUCCAGGCGAACAUCAUUCAAAUCGCGUCGUUGAUCGAAACCCUUUGGGAACGCUUGGACCAGCAACAGAAGACGGAUGCUGGCCGAUUCCUGAUGAUUGUCUCCGAGCACAUUGAGCCGUCCCAGGCGGACUUGAUUCUCGAUGCGAUUAGGACGGAACGACUUUGCUUCCCGGAGAACGAUGGCUGCGUCAAGCACUGUCAGAAACUGAUUAAUUCCUUUAUUCGAUCGCCCAAUAAACCCUCCGACGUUCGCAUAUUAGCUCUGGAUACGUUGAAAGAGGCCUUUGAGAGCUACGAGUCUCUCCAAUUCUUCCAAGCACAGAGGCUUCUCGAUCUUAUGCUUGAGGACUUCUCCGGCGAAACUGAUGUUCUGCUACUGGAAUCACUGGUUUCUUUCAUUGUUGACAUCUUCACUUCUGCUACCGAUGAUGACACAUUCAAAAAGGUGGUAGACACCAUCAGCUCGCCCAUGAAGAAUGAUAUUGCCAAGGAUGAAUCUCACGAGAGUGAACUAUCCAGUCCGAGCUCCCCGCAGCAUCCCUCAGCCACCAAUGCGAUGGAACCUUCAUUGGGAAACGUCUGCUCUGUUGGUCUUGUCAAGAUGUUCCUUCGCUCCCUGAAUCUAUCAGCACAAAAAGCGGUGUCAGUUUUUGAGGCUCUUUUAGAGAUUGCACAAAUGCCAGAGCGACCGUCUGAUGCUCGCCUCACCGUCCUGAAGUUGCUGUUCAGACUUCGCUGUGAUUCAGCCGGAUCCAUUACGGUUAUAUCAGUGUCAGAGAAUGACUUCUUAGUAAACGUAUUGGGCCGGACAGCCGAGUCAGGCCCCAUGUUGCAGCAACCUUUGGCACAGUCUCCGGGGACCACUAGUGUAGACGACCCGGUUCUUCCUCGCAAGCAUUCAGUUAAGGAACCUACUCUGAAUGUGCCCUCCAAGUCGGCAGGACGUGGUAUAAGCACCCAUGUCAGAGCAUCGAAGCUGACACCUCCUGUUUGGACGUACGCUUCACCUCAAGUGCUCCCUGAAGAACCACCACAAGCUUCAAGUCCCUUUGUUUAUGCGUAUGCCCAAGAGGCGUCGGCACAAGCGGGAGCAUACAUGGCGCAGAAAAUAUCUAUCAAGGCCAAUAUGUGGCUAGAAACUGUCAUUUCUCUUCUCCAGCGUGAGACGGAUUGGAAUGUCUACAGCUAUGUCCUCGCUCACUUGGGAUACCAACUCAGCAACAAGGACUUUUUCAAGAAUGCCGUUCCUCAAAUCAAACUACUCCGCAGUGUGAUGUGCGAUCAAGUCAAGAAUGAGACAUUUCACGAACCUCCUGGGUCUACUGGAGUCAAAAAGACCGACGUUGCUGCGUGUAUAUUUGAAUGCCUCACCGUGCUUGUCAGUUACCAUGAGCACUUUGCCAAGAGUGAGCAAGAUGAACUUGUUCGUUCGUUUAUGCUGGGUAUCAUCGGCUCCUGGGGAGGCACUUCGCGCGGAUGCAUCCACGCACUUUCGAUUUGUUGCUUCGAGAUUCCGCUGUCAGUGACAAAGUCCCUCAAUGGUAUUCUGGAUAAGAUGUCCAAGGUGAUCACCAUGUCGAAUCUUGCCGUCCAUAUCCUGGAGUUUCUGUCGCUGCUUGCAAGGCUACCUGAAGUCUACAUCAAUCUGCGAGAAGAGGAGAUCCGCACUGUUUUUGGCAUAUGUAUUCGAUUCUUGCAAACAUCCAGGGAGCAGCGAUUGAGGGUCUCAGAGUCGCCUACAGCGAGAACCCAGGCUUCUGGGAAGGUUGGAGAAGCAGAGCCAAACUUGCAGGACGGGAUGUCAACAUACAUCUACACCCUCACUCACCAUUGCAUGGUCUUCUGGUUUCUGUCUUUGAAACUGAUGGAUCGCGCUAAGCACGUCAACUGGAUAACUAGCAGACUUAUUUUCAAGGAUGAAACUGAGAAGGAGACAGUUGAGGAGGCAAGCCAAGUGUUCAUUGAUUUAAUGCAGAGAUCUUCCUUUUCAGAUUUGGGUGAUACCAUUCCCUACGCACAAUUCCCUCCGUCUCCAGAGCACGGAUCCGUGAUCAAGAAGUCUUGGGUCGUCGGAAUGAGUAUUAUUACUGUUGAAACGGCCGUGGUGUCUGGAUUGUCACAAAUUACGAAGCGGCAAGCCUCGGGCACGACCUAUGCCAUGUAUCAGCAGCGAACAGCACCCGUUCUUCCGCACCAGGUUACCCCGACACAUGAUGCUCAUCUACAACCAGAUGACAUGCGGACAGCCAUUCUCCCUAGUCAUGUUUUACUCCAGUUCACGACGACAGCUUUCCCCACGCCUACCGUGUUGCAGCCGAUUCCCCUCCCAGAAGAUGAUAUUAUGCGUCGUGCACUCAGCAUAUUCGACCGAAACGACAUCGUUGAUAGCCACAAAAUUGGCGUGGUAUACAUCGACCAAGGGCAAAGUACAGAAGCGGAAAUCCUCUCCAAUAUAGGCGGAAGCGCAGAUUACGAAUACUUCUUAACGGGCCUCGGAACCAAAGUCCUCCUCCAAGGCGCACAAUUCAAUACCCAAGGCCUCUACCCGGACAUAGACGGCGAGUCCACAUAUGCCUGGCGCGAUCGGGUGACGGAAAUCGUCUACCACGUCGCGACAAUGAUGCCAACCGACUUCGACGGUGAUCCCAACUGCAUCAACAAAAAGCGACACAUUGGAAACGACUACGUCAACAUUGUCUUCAACCGUUCCGACGACUCCUUCAACUUCGAUACGAUUCCCUCCCAAUUCAACUUCAUUAACAUCGUCAUCAGCCCCGUUUCCCGCGUUACAAGUGACCAAGCAUCUCCCCAAGAAGAGUCAGAUCUUGAACGCAUCUGCUACCAAGUCAGGGUAAUUAGCAAACCCGGCAUCCCUGAGAUUUCCUGCGCCGGAACACCAAAGGUCGUUUCAGGCAAGAACCUCGCCGCCUUCGUCCGCAUUCUCGCCCUUAAUGCCUCCGUCUUCUCUCUCGUCUGGAGCAACCAGGGCGGUGAACAUAUUUCAUCGUGGCGAAAUCGGUUGCGCGAGAUAAAGAGGCUUCGCGAAAGAGCACUGGGGAUGCAAUCCCAAUCCGCAGAUGCGGACGGAACCUACCCGGCAGCGUCUGCUAGUAGACGAAACACGAAAGCCACGAUCCAAUCUGAGGAGUUACCGGCACGAAGCAAUUCUAUCAAGACGGACUUCGGAAGUGAGUGGAAUGCAGCUGCGGAGGGUGGCACUCUCCAGAACCUGGACUUCUCCAGAUGGAGUCGAUGAUAUUCGUCUAUUCUCCCUUUAUUUUCUUGGCUUUUCCGUGUAUAGCGUGUCUUUCGUUUAAACUAACGCAGCGACCAAAAGUUCUUUUAUGAUGACUGACUGACCCGACUGACUUGAUGAUUGAACUUGAACCCAAUAAUGUACAUCACUAUCUUUCUAUUAUCUUAUUUCUUGCUUGAUCUUACCUUAUCUGCACCUCUCUGUGUGUACCAACAUGUCAAAUACCCCUGGGUUCCAAAAAGUUUUGCUUUGCAUUAUUUUCAUUCUAUCUAUUCUAAUGUAUCUAUAUGAUAUUGUCUGAAAUACAAGGGCAUUCCCUUUCUAUUUCCCACCUGACUACUAAUCUCUUUGCUAAUGUUUAGCAUUCUCCUGC